Messenger RNA from Pestalotiopsis fici W106-1, 699 nucleotides. Its product is annotated as Cytochrome b-c1 complex subunit Rieske. The transcript has 3 exons. Gene Ontology annotation, cellular component: membrane. NCBI's taxonomy places the organism in Eukaryota, Fungi, Ascomycota, Sordariomycetes, Amphisphaeriales, Sporocadaceae. Gene Ontology annotation, biological process: mitochondrial electron transport, ubiquinol to cytochrome c. The record is from RefSeq and is a predicted model, not a curated record. Gene Ontology annotation, molecular function: quinol-cytochrome-c reductase activity; 2 iron, 2 sulfur cluster binding. The coding region runs from base 1 to 699 and encodes 232 amino acids.
AUGGCGCCCCUGACCAUUGCAUCGCGCGCCCUCGCGCGGGAGGUUGCAUCUCGAUCCUUCCAGACCACCGCCGUGCGCGCCAUCUCGACCUCGACUGCGCUCAAUGCUGCCGGUUCCUACUCGAGCCCCUUCAAGGGCGAGCAGAAGUCCACCCAGGUCCCCGACUUCGGAAAGUACGCCUCCAAGGGCAGCUGGAACACCAACUCGCUCGUCAGCUACUUCAUGGUCGGUACCAUGGGUGCCAUCACCGCCGCCGGUGCCAAGUCUACAGUCCAAGAGUUCCUGAAGAACAUGUCAGCAUCCGCCGACGUUUUGGCCAUGGCCAAGGUUGAGGUCGACUUGAACGCCAUCCCUGAGGGCAAGAACGUCAUCAUCAAGUGGCGUGGCAAGCCCGUCUUCAUCCGACACCGUACAGAAUCCGAGAUCGAGGAGGCCAACAAGGUCGAGGUCUCCUCAUUAAGAGAUCCCCAGACCGACGAGGACCGUGUCCAGAAGCCUGAGUGGUUGGUCAUGUUGGGUGUCUGCACGCACUUGGGUUGUGUACCCAUCGGCGAGGCUGGUGACUUUGGUGGUUGGUUCUGCCCUUGCCACGGUUCUCACUACGAUAUCUCCGGACGUAUUAGGAAAGGACCUGCUCCUCUCAACCUCGAGAUCCCUGCCUACGAAUUCCCCGAGGAGAACAGCCUGGUGAUUGGUUAA